Messenger RNA from Priapulus caudatus, 657 nucleotides. RefSeq lists its product as uncharacterized. The record is from RefSeq and is a predicted model, not a curated record. Bases 199 to 657 code for a protein of 152 amino acids. Lineage: Eukaryota; Metazoa; Priapulida; Priapulimorpha; Priapulimorphida; Priapulidae. The transcript has 3 exons.
AGGACCUGCAAUAUCUAUUUUUAUGCGAUUAUAUCUAAUAAUUUUGGUAUAUGUUGGGGAGAAAUGUCUAUAUUUCACGAUAGCAUGCAUAAUUCAUCUGUAACACGGUCAGCUGGCUCACUAUUACACAUUUCCGAAGAUUGCGUUUGAAAACGGCGCCGAAUUUCCCAGCGGCGGAUGUGACGUCAUUUGAAGAACAUGUCUGACACGAACGUAGAAAGUAACAUAGCGCAGAGCGAUUUUUUGACAGAAUCAGCAAGUGAAAGUCAUGAUAAUGAAGAUAUUGAGUUCUCUGAGACUGGUGAAGCUAGUAUGGAAGGAGAAGUAGUGAUUGGCCCACAUAUGUAUGAGCCAGAUGCAUCGGAUGAGGAAGUAAACGACGUCGCAGGAAACGUUGAAAUAGUGACUAGUGUGAGACUAAACGUCGAUUGCCUGAGUGAAUGGUGUGUUUGCUUCAACUGCCAAACAAUGACCACGGCAAGAAAAUGUGUGUGCUGCGCAGAAAUCCCAGAGGUGGUUGCUAAAAUAGCAGAAGCUCAGAUGACAAAUGUAAAAUGCAUCACGGAUCACCCUGGUAUGCAAGUCGUGUGCCUUGACCCAUGGGCCUGCAGGUUGCAUGGUUUGCCUAUCGACAGCAAUACCGCGAAACGUAACUAA